AUAGAUCUAAAAGAAAAGUACGAACAAUAAUUUUACAAGUUUCGGUCAUUGUAGCAGAUUAUCGACCGCGUUGAUCCCAAUUUCGUCGCCAUCCAUCGCCGCUGCCGCCAUGUGGAGAAACUCCCGGAGUUUCUCAUCCAAACUCCGGUUAUCAUCUUCAUCUCCUAACCCUUCAAUCACAACCUCCAUUUCCACCUUCUAUCGUCACGUCGGCGUCGGUCGGCGCCCCCUCUAUCCUUAUUCAUCAUCGUUGUACUCUUCUUUAUCAUCGUCGCCGUCCUCUUCGGAUCCGAUCAGACUAGGUUUUUCGAAUUCCCAUGGAUUUCGGGUCUUUUCGAGCGUUGCCGAUCCAUCGUCUUUGGAUUCCGCACCGGUGGUUUCCAGAGCCAGAGAGGCCGUGGACUUAGCUCGCCACUAUGGUCGCUGUUACUGGGAGCUCUCUAAGGCUCGUCUCAGCAUGCUAGUAGUUGCAACUUCUGGGACUGGAUUUGUUCUAGGGAGUGGAAGUACUAUGGACCUUGGGGGACUUUGUUGGACUUGUGCUGGUACCAUGAUGGUUGCAGCAUCUGCAAACUCCUUAAAUCAGGUUUUCGAAAUAAAAAAUGAUGCUAAAAUGAAGAGAACACACCGAAGACCACUACCCUCAGGGCGCAUCACAAGUGCACAUGCAAUCACCUGGGCAACUUCUGUUGGUUUAAUUGGGACUGCUAUGUUAGCUACCAAGACUAAUAUCUUGGCAGCUGGUCUUGCAGCUUCAAAUUUGAUUCUCUAUGCAUUUGUAUAUACCCCACUCAAGCAGAUUCACCCUGUCAAUACAUGGGUUGGUGCCAUAGUUGGUGCCAUUCCACCACUUCUUGGGUGGGCUGCUGCUUCAGGACAAAUAUCUCUAAAUGCAAUGAUUCUCCCUGCUGCCCUUUACUUCUGGCAAAUACCCCAUUUUAUGGCCCUUGCAUAUUUGUGCCGUGAUGAUUAUGCUGCUGGAGGGUACAAAAUGUACUCUCUUGCUGAUGCUUCUGGUCAGAGAACUGCUGCGGUGGCUUUAAGAAACUGUCUGUACCUCGUUCCUUUGGGAUUCUUGGCUUAUGAUUGGGGCAUCACUUCGGGAUGGUUUUGUCUAGAAUCAUCCAUCCUCACACUUGCAAUCAGUGCGACUGCAUUUUCGUUCUAUCGACACUGCACGAUGCAGAAAGCAAGAAGGAUGUUUCAUGCUAGCCUCUUGUAUCUUCCUGUUUUCAUGUCAGGACUUUUAUUUCACCGUCUUUUGGAUAACGAGCAGACAAUGGAAGAAGAUAGUUCCAAAAGGAUGUUGGAUGAUCUAGUACAGGAGGAUAGAUAUAUUGCCCAAAAGAACAAGACGGAGCAGAGUCGAGGUGUCGCCCAAAGUCGACCGCCUGUUGCGUAUGCUUCGGUUGCACCCUUCCCUUUUUUGCCUGUUCCAUUAUAUGCUGAUUCUUGAUGAACUUAGUUCCUGUUUUCUUUUGUAGACACCUUCCAGAGCUUCCUCUUUUGAGUGAAAUAAUGAAGGAUCUCAAAUUAUAUAAUCAAUUAUUGGUCAUUUUGUAUGGUAAUAGAAUUAAUUAUACAGAGGUUUACUAUUGUGACAUUUUUGGAAUAUGCAGUGAGAUUAUGCAUUAUCACCCUUCUGAUUU
Molecule: messenger RNA, 1649 nt
Organism: Benincasa hispida (wax gourd)
Lineage: Eukaryota; Viridiplantae; Streptophyta; Magnoliopsida; Cucurbitales; Cucurbitaceae
Gene: COX10
Product: cytochrome c oxidase 10
Biological process (GO): heme A biosynthetic process
Cellular component (GO): mitochondrion; membrane
Molecular function (GO): protoheme IX farnesyltransferase activity
Source: RefSeq, a predicted model, not a curated record